GACAAACCAAGUCAUUGUUGUGGAAAUAUUUUGAAACAUUUCUACUGGUGUUUUAUAACGUUUAAUCAAUUUAUAUUCAUUUUCAGUCAUCAAUAUUAAUAAUAAAACGUUUUAUUACGCUCGGCUGGUGAAUUGAGCCCUAAAAUAUACCCUGUUGACGUAGAGCGGUACACAGUAUUUGCACGCUUGACCGCACAAUGUCACACAGAGACAGCAAGGUAGAGGGCAAUUACAUCGACGCGGAUUUCUCCUCCGGCGAUUCUAACCGACCGAAAACCAAACAGCUGUACCAGGAGGAAAACAAUAACGAAGUCAAUGAGCUGUCCAAGGAAUUGUCGGAGAUGGGUUGUAUUGUCGACGCGAUGAAACGGCCCCCUAACAUCUGCGUGGAGACAUGCGUCUAUGAUUCGGAGACGGAGGAAGAAAAGAGCAAGUCUAUCGAGGAAGAAGAGGAUGGAUAUUCUGACGAGUUUGAGGAGGACAAAAGCGAGGAGGAGGAGGAGUCGAUCAAAACGCAGCCCAAAUCCGCCAGUGAUAUUAGCAAGAGCCAGACUGUUCCGUCUUCCAUGAAAUUGUCUAAAAGUCAGUCUUCUAUGUCACAUAGGCCUCCAGGCUCGGUUACAGGGCGAUCUACGACUGAUUAUGGGUCAAUAUCAGUCCCGCCAACACGCAGAAUCAACAUGUCUUUCACAAACGAGAGGUUGCGCGAGAUCGAGAGGCACAACCACAUCCUGCUGACCAAGAUCCUCAGCGCGAGGAACAGCAGGAAGUCUUCCAUACCCCCACGGGAGCAAGCUUCGAGGAAGCCAGUACCUUCAGCGGCGGUGUCGAGAAAGAACCAGCAGCGGCAGAUCGAUCGCGACAACAUGAUCCUCCUGAAGAAGAUCCAGCGCGCCAAGUCGUCGGUGCCGAGCGUGCGCCGCUGAUGCCGCGCGCGUCCG
This is a messenger RNA of Ostrinia nubilalis (European corn borer), 941 nucleotides long. RefSeq names its product cilia- and flagella-associated protein 97-like. Lineage: Eukaryota; Metazoa; Arthropoda; Insecta; Lepidoptera; Crambidae. The coding region runs from base 198 to 926 and encodes 242 amino acids. The record is from RefSeq and is a predicted model, not a curated record. The transcript is spliced from 4 exons.